AUGGAUAGCCUUGACCGAGUCAAAAGUUGCAGCCAUAACACGCGCGACCUUGCUCCCAAUAUCACCUCCUUGCACUGCAUAUCCAUUGCCAAAUCCCAAUUCGAGCAUCAGUGUGUUCAUAAUGCCUGCAAUGUUCUGAAGCUGAAAGUCUCGUCUCACCAGUCCGAAUUCUCCCGUUCUGCUUUAGCCUUGACUAGCCAAUGUAGAUCAGAGGAAAUCGACCUGAACCCAGAAUCAUCGCUCCCAGACAACUUGGCCUUUGAUAUUGAAAAUGAUGAUAUUAGUCAAGCCCACGUUGGUGAUCCGCAGCCCGAUCACUUCGGGGCUUCUGGGGCUGGCCCUGAGGUAUCUCCAGAGUUGCUGUCUUCUGGAUCGGGCAAUGACUUUGGAGCGGGACUUGCCGCCCUUGCCUCGGAGCUUAUGCUGGAGAGUAAGCAGGAGAUGGUCUUUCUUCUUCGGCACUAUACGGACAACCUGGCCCCUUGGAUGGACAUCUUUGGAGACAGUCGCUUCUUUCAGACCCAUAUGCCUCGCCUUGUAGGGUCUCACGCUACGAUAAAGUACACCAUUGCUACGUUGGCUGCAAAGCACCUGAGCAAUGUCGGUGGCUUUCGUCCCACCCAUAGCUGCGUGAGGAGCAACUUGACCUUGACGGAGCUAUAUCCCAGUGCGGUCCAUGCCGACUGGGCGUUCAAGGCUGCUAAUUACUAUCACCAAGCGGCUACCAAUCUGCCUCUUCACAACGCCAGUGAAUCCGCUCUACGCGAGGCGGGCUCCCCUAUGUUGGCGGAGGUUGUAAUGGCAAGUAAUGCCAUAUUGACCACGCAUGAAAUGCUCGACUCCGAUUAUGAUGAGCUACAUACGCAAGUGCCUUCUUCCUAUUGGCAUGUCAAAUUUGUGUCCCAUAUCUGCCGAGGCAGUUCUUCUGGCACUGUAUGCCCCGAGCCUCCUUACCUGUAUGACCAAAAACAGAAACCAUCUCUAGAACUUGAAACCCUGCAUAGCAGCAGUCCGGUUGUAUCUAGCAGAGGAUCCAAUGAUCGUAGCGAAUCCGCAACCAUGACCAGAACACCCUGGGCACAGCUCUUCCCCCUGAUAUCCGAGGUCAUCAACAACUGUACCGCUACUCCUAAAAGUAUUGAUGGUGGCACAAAAAGUGUAAAGCGUAGUAGUUGGCACGACCUCUGGGAUGCUCUUGAUCAUUGGCACAGCCAACUGGAUCUACAUUUCCAGCCGUAUACUCACUACAUGCUCUCCAGCCAUUUGACUCUCUCACAAAGCCUGAUGGAGCCAGUCUUUGACGAGAUCCUCUUUCCAACUGCUGUAUCUGCGGCUACUCUAUCGUACUAUUACUUCGCCCGCGUGCUUCUGCUGCUCGCAAAACCGAUCGAUCACUUGAACCCCCUGGCUCAGCUGAAAGAUUACAGAGAAAGGUUGCUGGGUAUAAAGACCACUGUGUCAAGAUAUGUGGGAUAG
Trichoderma reesei QM6a is the source of this 1476-nucleotide messenger RNA. RefSeq lists its product as uncharacterized. The record is from RefSeq and is a predicted model, not a curated record. Lineage: Eukaryota; Fungi; Ascomycota; Sordariomycetes; Hypocreales; Hypocreaceae. The coding region runs from base 1 to 1476 and encodes 491 amino acids. The transcript is spliced from 5 exons.